This is a messenger RNA of Centropristis striata (black sea bass), 2975 nucleotides long. Its product is annotated as sodium/potassium/calcium exchanger 3-like. Gene Ontology annotation, biological process: calcium ion transmembrane transport; intracellular calcium ion homeostasis. Gene Ontology annotation, cellular component: membrane. NCBI's taxonomy places the organism in Eukaryota, Metazoa, Chordata, Actinopteri, Perciformes, Serranidae. The transcript is spliced from 17 exons. The record is from RefSeq and is a predicted model, not a curated record. The coding region runs from base 559 to 2385 and encodes 608 amino acids. Gene Ontology annotation, molecular function: calcium, potassium:sodium antiporter activity; calcium channel activity.
AACAUCUCAGCAGGGGUCCACAAGCUCAAAAAAGUGAAAUAUUUUCUCUGGACAGGCAGUCCUGGGUUUGUCGCCGUCUGGUGGCCACUUAGAGAGAGAGAGAGAGAGAGAGAGAGAGAGAGAGAGAGAGAGAGAGAGAGAGAGAGAGAGAGAGAGAGAGAGAGAGAGAGAGAGAGAGAGAGAGAGCAUGUCGCCUCCUGUUGCUGCGCCUCACUGUGGGAUCUGCUGUCGACCUUUCAGACUGAACACAUGAACGCAGAAAGCUUUCUUUCCGCGUUUCCUCGCUAUGAGCGAGCCGGAGGUUUGGCGGAGUGAAGCAGCACCGCGUCUGCUCUGAGUCCGGAGCGGCAAACCAGCUUGUCAUUGCGGGGGGAUUUUUUCUUUUUUCUUUUUUCUUUUUUUUUUUUUUACAAUUUUUUUGUGACCCAACUUGGCAGAGAAAGUCACUCGCUGCUGUGCUUGUGCUGCCGGAGCUUGUUUGUUUGCAGAGAAAGUGUGAAACAAGUGUGAGAAAGAGAGCAACAGAUGUUUUUUGGUGGAUAUGCGGCCGGCUGAGGAAUGAGAGCAGCAGCGAGGCACCGGCGGCCCUUCCAGCGGUUCUGCUGCUGUGGAGUCGGGCUGCUCGCCGUCAUUUGGCUCGCACAGGUCAUCCAGACACCAGGGACCGAGUCUUCUGGGUUUCGGCAAGGCGAGACAGGCGAGGAGCUGCGAUGGAGUCGCCGGCUGAUGCAGGAGAAGACAGACAACCAGAGCCUGGAUGAGCCCCGAGCAGCCAUCCACGAGUUCCCAGAAGACAUUUUUACCAAGGAGCAGAGGAAGAAGGGGGCUGUGUGUCUGCAUGCACUUUGUGCCAUCUACAUGUUCUACGCUCUGGCCAUCGUCUGUGAUGACUACUUUGUCCCUUCCCUCGAGAAAAUAUCUGAGAACCUGCAGCUCAGUGAAGAUGUGGCCGGAGCGACGUUCAUGGCUGCAGGAAGCUCUGCUCCCGAGCUUUUCACCUCUCUCAUUGGUGUCUUCAUCACCAAAGGAGACGUCGGAGUCGGCACCAUCGUUGGCUCUGCCGUCUUCAACAUCCUGGUCAUCAUCGGCCUGAGUGGGAUCUUUGCGGGCCAGACGGUGGUCCUGACGUGGUGGUCCCUUUUUAGAGAUUCCUCCUACUACAUCCUCACUGUACUGACUCUCAUCAUGGUUAUCUACGAUGAAACUGUUGUCUGGUGGGAGUCCUUGCUCCUCAUGACCAUGUAUGGAAUCUACAUUAUAAUUAUGAAGUUCAACUCCCAACUUCUGGCGUUUGCGACGCGUCAGCUCAGGACCUCCCGGCCGUGCUGCUUUGGAUCAGAGAACAGGGAGGACAAGAUGGGAGAAGAUGCUUCAGCUUGCAACACCUCCAUGGUGCUUCUCAACAAAGGUCAAGGAAACAGUCAGGAGGCUCCUCCAGUCAUCAUGGUGGAUGAGCUUUUCAUCCUCAACCCCCACAAACUGUCCUUCUCCGACGCUGGCCUGCGUAUCAUGAUCACCCCACACUUCUCCCCCCGCACCAGGCUCUCCAUGGCAGGACGCAUGCUCAUCAGCGAGAGACAGAGGCUGAUCCAGAGUUCGAAGAACCAGCGGGACGGAGAGGCCGGCCCCGGGUCUCGAGGGGGAUCCACCAGCAACAGCCUGAAGAGGUCGGGCUCCUGCAGUCUGGAGAACGGAGGCAGGAGACCCGGUACGGGAGACGCAGAGUCAGGGGACAAGCCAGGCGCCAAGGUGGGCCAGGCAGAAGAGGAAGAGGAGGAUGAUGAUGGGAUUUUCAGUCCUGUGCGCAUACCAGGUAGCUGCUGUGCGCGGGUGAAGUGGGUGAUUACUUGGCCUCUGGGCCUCCUGCUCUACUGCACUGUGCCUAACUGUAUUCUGCCACGCUGGCACCGCUGGUUCAUGGUCACCUUUGUGGCCUCCACCCUGUGGAUCGCCAUCUUCUCCUACCUCAUGGUGUGGAUGGUCACUAUCAUCAGCUACACACUAGACAUCCCAGACUACAUCAUGGGAAUAACCUUCCUAGCAGCAGGGACCAGCGUGCCGGACUGCAUGGCAAGUCUGAUUGUAGCUCGACAAGGCAUGGGGGACAUGGCGGUGUCUAACUCCAUAGGCAGCAAUAUCUUUGAUAUCCUGCUGGGUUUGGGUUUUCCCUGGGCUUUGCGUACCCUUGUGGUGGACCAUGGAUCAUCAGUCUCCAUAAAUAAUAAAGGACUGGUGUAUUCUGUCGUCCUGCUGCUGGCAUCUGUGUUUCUGACGGUGACCAGUGUUCAUCUGAACCGCUGGAGGCUGGAUCGCAGGCUGGGUCUGGGUCUGUUGUUUCUCUAUGCCAUCUUCCUGCUCUGCUCCAUCUUCUUUGGACGGAUGUGAGGCCUUAAAGGUCAAAGGUCAACAUGAUGCUUACCUACUUUCUUACCACACGUCCUCUUUCCUGAAGCCAAAAAAAAGAGUGACAGCGUUGUUGUGUUUCCUUGUGAGAGUUUCUGUGCACCUCCUGUAGGACCCGCUAGGGUGAUACUUUACACAUGCAACUACACAGAUACACACUGAAGUCUUUUAUCAGUAGCACAGUUUAUUUUUUCUCCUUUUCGUACAGUGCAGUGUUUGAAAACAGUCUUUAAAGUAUCAAAUUGGGUGACAUACCAAAAUAUUUAAUGACAUGGCAGAUGGAAGUAUAUAAAUAUAUAUAUGUAGUUUUUUUUUUUAAUAAAUUGUGUCCUAUUUAAUUAAAGCAAUAAGCCAUUAGAAGUUUAGAUUUACAGUGAUUUAAAGUAGUUUGUUCUUCCCAUUAUUGCAGCUUUGUUUUAAUUCAUUUAUUAUAUUAAACAAUACAGGAUCACUGUCAGUUUGUUGACUAUUUAGUCACUCAAAAAUGAUUUAUAAUGAAAUAUCAUAUAAAUCUAAUAAUACAUUAAAUAUAGCGUUCUGUUUGUGAGGAGUCUUCAAUAUUGUACGUAUUG